Molecule: messenger RNA, 1758 nt
Organism: Erythranthe guttata (spotted monkey flower)
Lineage: Eukaryota; Viridiplantae; Streptophyta; Magnoliopsida; Lamiales; Phrymaceae
Cellular component (GO): plasma membrane
Source: RefSeq, a predicted model, not a curated record
CGUCGACGUCGCCGGUGGCGGUGGAGCUCGGGAGCUUCAGGAAGCGCGUGAGUGAACCAUCUGGAUUGGGGAAAACUUUCAGUGUGCACACAUCCGUUGACCAGAUUAUAUAGACUAUCUUUGACUUCCCCACAAAUUAAACUUGUCAAUGGUAAUAUCUAACACGUUUUCAAUUGUCUCUAUAGUUGAAUAUAUGUCCCUUUGAAAAACUAAAUAAUCACAUUUUAAUUCAGAAUAAAAGGUAUAUUAAAAAUGAAUUAAAGGCAUAUAAUAUAAUCACAAGUAUGGAAAAAUUGCUGAUUGAGGCUGCUAAAAAGGGAGAUGUUGAGAAACUAAAUAAUUUAAUCAAAGAUGAUCCUUUCUUGUUGAGGGCCGUUGCAUUAUCCGACGAAGAAAAUCCGUUACACAUUGCUUGCAUCCGAGGGCAUCUCGAUUUCGUUAAGGAGCUGCUGAAUCAACGGCCGGGAUUCGCCAAAGAGUUGAGUAAAGACGGUUUUACCCCUCUGCACGUUGCUUCGUCUUGCGGUGAUGUAGAGAUUGUGAAGGAGCUGUUGAAAGUGGGGGGGUUUCAUCUUUGUCUUGUGAAAGGGAGAGAGAAGAGAAUCCCUCUUCAUUGCGCGGUUUCGAAAGGCAGAGUUGAGGUUAUUACGGAGUUGCUAUCGGCUUGUCUGAAUUCUGUCGCGGAAGUUACGGCUCGAGGCGAAACUUGCUUCCAUCUUGCGGUGAAAAAUAACCAAUUCGACGCGUUUAAGGCCUUGUGCGAACACGUUGUUUCGUUCGGUAAAGAGGAUGUAUUGAACAAGAAAGACGAACAAGGGAACACCGUUUUGCACCUUGCUUCAUCAAGAAAGCAAUAUGAGGUUAUCGAUUUCUUGAUGGACAAGGAUCUUGGUUACAAGGGCAAAUUGGAGAUGAAUUCUUUGAACAAAAAUGGACUUACUCCACUAGAUGUGUUGAUAUCACAAGGUGGUGAUUGUGAAAUUGAGGAAAUACUUAGUUCAUAUGGAGCUACACGAGUUCAAGAAACGAACCCAUUUCUUGAAAUCCCGAUAGAAAACCCGCGGGACGAACGAAAUACGGGUCGGGGUCGACCCAAAUCCGCCUCGAAGAAGCUUCAAGAAUAUUUCAAGUAUGACAAGAUUAAAGAGUCUCCAAGUGACGCUCGGAACACAUUGCUAGUGAUCGCCGUACUAAUCGCCACCGCCACUUACCAGGCGGUGCUCAGCCCACCUGGCGGCGUCUGGCAGGACGACUUCUCUCCGGAUAACAAUGUCGUCAAAACGCCACCGCGGCACACCGCCGGAAAGUCGGUGAUGGGGACUCAGACCGCGAUCUCGUUCGGCCUUUUCUUGAUCUUCAACUCCGUCGGGUUCUUUAUGUCGCUGCACAUGAUGAAUUUCUUGACCAACGGGCUUCCUAUGCAGUUUGAAUUGAGGGUCGCGCUUUUUGCGUUGUUCGCGACUUACGAUGUUUGCAUGGUGGCGAUUGCGCCUAGCGGGAUGAUAUCCGUGUUUUUCGUGGCGGUGUCGGUGGUGAUGUCGCUGGUGGUGCCGAUGUUGACCAAGGUCGUUAGAGAUCAUAACAAGUGGUGGCGGCGAAGCGAAUUGCCGGCAUAGUACAUAUAGUUGAUGCAAGAAAAUCAACUGAUUCAUUCGAUAUGCAAUAAUAAUUUUCGUCUGUCCCGGCUGUAAUAUUCUGCUAAAUUUAUAAAUUUUAUUAGUCACGAUCAGAGUUUAUUAAUUUGUAGAGAUUUAACUG